AUGGCUAAAUUGAGUUCUGAGUUUGCUAUGAAGGACUUAGGUCCUCUCGGUUAUCUUUUGGGCAUCGCUGUUUCUCGAAAUUCCGCAGGUCUAUUUCUUUCUCAACACAAAUAUGCUACUAAGAUUCUUGAUAAAGCAGGCAUGUCUCAAUGCAAGUCUGCUCCUACCCCUGUUACUACUUCUAGUAAACUUUGUGUUGAUGUUGGUUCUCCUUAUGAUGAUCCUACUCUGUAUCGUAGCUUGGUUGGGGCUUUGCAAUAUCUCACUUUUACCCGACCGGAUAUUUCUUAUGCUGUUCAACAAGUCUGUCUUUUUAUGCAUGAUCCUCGGGUUGAACAUAUGACUGCCCUUCAACGCAUUCUUCGAUAUGUCAAGGAUGCUGAUUGGGGUGGUUUUCCUAACACCUGCUGUUCUAUUUCUGGCUACUGUGCUUUUCUCGAUGAUAAUUUGAUCUCUUGGUCUGCUAAGCGCCAACCUACGAUUUCUAAGUCCAGUGCUGAGGCUGAAUAUCGUGGUGUGGCUAAUGGUGUUUCUGAGACUUUUUGGCUUCGUGACUUACUUCUUGAGCUUCAUUUUCCCAUUUCUAUGGCUACUCUUGUUUAUUGUGAUGAUGUUAGUGCUGUUUAUUUGCCGGGCGAUCCAUUUCACCAUCAACGCACUAAACAUAUUGAGAUGGACAUACAUUUUCUUCGGGAAAAAGUUCAACAUGUGGAUGUUCGUGUACUUCAUGUUCCAUCUCGAUAUCAAAUUGCCGAUAUUUCUACCAAGGGCCUUCCUUAG
Amaranthus tricolor (Joseph's coat) is the source of this 780-nucleotide messenger RNA. RefSeq lists its product as uncharacterized. The coding region runs from base 1 to 780 and encodes 259 amino acids. Lineage: Eukaryota; Viridiplantae; Streptophyta; Magnoliopsida; Caryophyllales; Amaranthaceae. The record is from RefSeq and is a predicted model, not a curated record. The transcript is spliced from 2 exons.